This is a messenger RNA of Emiliania huxleyi CCMP1516, 444 nucleotides long. RefSeq lists its product as hypothetical. The transcript is spliced from 2 exons. Bases 1 to 444 code for a protein of 147 amino acids. NCBI's taxonomy places the organism in Eukaryota, Haptophyta, Isochrysidales, Noelaerhabdaceae. The record is from RefSeq and is a predicted model, not a curated record.
AUGCUGCAUUUCCGGGAGGUGUUCGAGACCUCCUGCUGCAACGCGUACAUAUGUGCCUUUUGCCACGCCGACUAUGUCCGGCGGCAAGACGCUAGCGAGCCGAGCUGUGCAGCCGAUGCCUUCAUCCCGGUCGGUCUCGCAUGCCCUCACUGUGCCUCGACGUCGACGGGGGAUCCGCUGGCGCGCCGAACCCAGGAGGACACGGCGCGGCUGCAUGUCGAUUCGCCCGCCACAAAGAGGGCGUUGCAAGCGGCCGCGUCUGGUGGCAGGGCGGCGGAUGAGGAUCAACCGUUCUCGCCGCUGCGGAUAGGGGAUGGGUUUGCAGCUAUGGCGCGGAAGAUGAGCCGGCUUGAGGAUACUGGCAUGUCGUUCUCCAGCGGCAAUGUGAGUACUUCUUUCUCCGAGAGCUCUGAGAGCACUGUCAUGCGCCAGACGUACCGUUGA